AUGUACGGUGAUGGAGAGGGCACCGUGUGGGACCGGGUCGGGCGGCCACACAGGGACUGCAUGUGCUACCUUGGACCUCCUACUUUGAUGCCAAUCGGGAUGCGCAGGUCGCCCGACGUGAGCCCCAGAAGGCUUUCGGACAUUAGCCCUCAGCUCAGACAGCUCAAGUACCUGGUGGUGGACGAGGCCAUCAAAGAGGACCUCAAGUCCUCGCGUUCAGUGGAGGACAUCAACAGUGCGUCCAUAGAGGAGAGGAUAUUGCGCAUCACCGGCUAUUAUGGAUAUCAGCCUUGGAAUGCGAGCUACAAGAGAGAAGACCGCAUCAGGGAGAAUGUGGUGGGCACCACAGAUGCACAGACGGCUGGUGCUGCGGCCGGAGCGGAGUCCGGCACCAACAAGCGGCGGCUCCACUGCUGCAUCAGAGUAACAACCGUACAGGUGCAGAAGGCCCUGUGGGGAGUAGCCAUGGUUAUGUGCGUGUGCUCCUCCUGGGCGGGCUCCACACAGCUGGCCAAGCUGACCUUCAAGCAGUUUGACGCCCCCUUCACCCUUACCUGGUUCGCCACCUCCUGGAACAGCCUCUUCUUCCCCCUCUACUACAUUGGCCACCUGUGCAAGAGUCCAGAGAGGCAGACGCCCAGACAGAGAUUCAGGGAGUGCUGUAGGUUUUUCGGGGACGACGGGCUCACACCCAAGGUGUUUUUCACCAAGGUAGCUCCCUUUGGCCUGCUGUGGAUCCUCACCAACUACCUGUACCUGCAGGCCCUCAGGAAGAUCAACACAACAGACGUGUCAGCACUCUUCUGUUGUAACAAGGCCUUCGUCUUCCUGCUGUCUUGGAUUGUACUUAGAGACCGCUUCAUGGGGGUCAGGAUAGUAGCUGCUAUCUUGGCCAUAGCAGGCAUUGUAAUGAUGACCUAUGCGGAUGGAUUCCACAGCCACUCGGUCAUCGGCAUUACUUUGGUCGUGGCCUCUGCUUCGAUGUCAGCGCUCUACAAGGUGCUCUUCAAGAUGGUCCUGGGCAGUGCCAAAUUUGGAGAGGCUGCACUUUUUCUGAGCAUCGUUGGAAGCGCCAACUUUGUUUUCAUCAGCUUUGUGCCGGUCAUCCUGUAUUUUACACACGUGGAGUACAUCGGCUCACUCGCAGACGUCCCCUGGCUCUACCUCUGUGGGGUCGCAGCCCUGCAGUUUGCUUUCAACGUCCUGGUGAACUUUGGCAUUGCGAUAACGUACCCAACAUUAAUCUCCCUUGGCAUCGUCCUAAGUGUUCCUGUAAAUGCCAUGGUGGACCUCUACACAUGUGAAAUUAACUUCAACACAGUGCGCCUCAUUGCUGUGUUCAUCAUUUGCCUGGGCUUCCUCAUGCUGCUGUUACCGGAGGACUGGGACCAGUGCAUCAUCCAGCUCAGCACGAAGCUGCGCAAGAAGCGUGACGAGCCAGCAGAGGGCAACGGCGAGGCAGGCGCCACCACAAGCCUCAACUGGAGAGGGAGAUCCAGGCCCUCCAUGACAACAUUUGCACAUUGACUCCAUGAAAUAUUACCAUGCAAACACACACAGACACAGGGAGGGAGGCACAUUAACAACCUCUUAAUGUCGAUGUCGGGGACCUGCCCUCUCUUUCACGACGCUCCCUGGAUGGAAAAAAAGUAUUUUAGACUGCCCUCUGAUCAGUAACAUUUCGGUCAAGGGGGGAGAUGCAGGAGGCACAUAUCAUUUUUGGCGUCCAUUCCACUCAGAAGUUAUCAGAGUUGGUGCAUGGACAAUAUCAAUUAUAACCCCCAAAAGAUUAUCAGGUAUAACUGACUGAGUCAUGUAUUAAUUUUGCUUUUACCUCUUAAUCAUUCCAUGGAUUCACUGCAUCCUUUGCGCCUGGGAAGACUUGCCAACUUGCCUGAUAUUUUUCAGUUCUGAGAAAAAGCAGCUUUUUUCGUGGCAGGCCUAACACCGCGUGGACUUGUUGUCUUUUAACAUGUACACAUUUACACACCUUUAAGAUCCAAAGAAGAAUGCCUAAAAUGCUGAAUGCCUGAAAACAAAAAAAGGGAGGCCCACAGUGGCGUCCCUCAGGUGUAAACUUAAUGACAAAUACCUGCCUUUCGUGCACUGUACAUAGCUGUGUCUCACACCGUGGAUGUCCUGGAGGAGCUGUGGACCCAGUGGGCUCAUCUUGGUGUGAAGGGACCUGUCUGGACACCUGAGGAUCAAUCUGAGAUGAAGACGCUUUCGCAAUGCCUGUUCAUCCUGAGAGAUGAGGUCCGGUCUUUUUUCGACCACGCUGAUUGGCCCCCCGUGGUUAUGCGCUUUCCCGGGGCUAGACUUCCACUCUGUCAACGCUGACACCCACCGCUCAGGCCCACAGUUAAGUCACGAGAGAUCUAAAACCAGUUUCUCUAUUGUUUUCAAUGCGUGAGAUGGUUCAGAUUUGUUUGUCAAAGAGUGCUUUCAGUCCAUCCAUAAAGCGCUUGCCUCGCCUUUUCUGUUCCCGAGACGAGCAAACGGUUUAUCUACCGAGCAAUACAGGUAAUACAUGUAUUUACAUGAAUUGUCAUUCGAAUAAUAUUUUUAACUGUCCAUUAGCAGUUCAAACUAUUAAAGGGACUCUCUGUAAGAAUCAGAAAUUGCUUGUUAACAGUGACACCUAUUAACACUGGCUCUGCUAUAUUCCCACAACACUAGUUUCCCCUCCGACGAUGGUCACAUUCCUGUUUUUGCAAGACGGACUUCACUAGAUAUAACUUUAUUGUGCUUCCGUAGAGUUUGUGUUGGACUCUGAGUUGUGGUGGGAGGCUGGUUGUUUGCAAGGCCUAUUGAAAGAGGUUGGGACACGGGUCUUGAGCUCUGGGGUAUAACAUAUGGGCAGUGUAACUGGAGCUGCGGUCGUGCGUUGCGAUUGGCUCAAUUUCGGCAAGUGCAGACCAGAUUUUACUGCGCAUGUGUUGUACCCUAAAGAUAUGACGCAUUGAUGACAUGUGACAUCUCCUCUUUUCACCCUCCUUGGUCGCUUGUUGCCGUUAGCGGACUCCAUAUCUAACCGAACGCUGGCUACGGCUAAGGCACUCGCAAGUCCGCAUGACGUCACAUACGUUGGAUUUUCCCAGAUAAACGGGCCCGGGUUCUUCACAUUAAAAGCAGUCUACAGGCUGAUAGAGGAAACCCAGAAAGUCACGAAAGGUCUCAAUUUUUAGGUUAGGUUACAACCUGUUCACACAUUGGCAAUAAAAAAUGAUUUAUACAUGUAAAAAGUUACUUACAGUCUCUUUAACUGGCCCAUUUUCGCAAUUCAUUCUUCAGGUAUGCCAAUCUUUGGAUGGACUAAAAGCACUAACAGCUUAAUAUAUGACAGACAGGCUUGAUGAAACCUUGGAACGACCCCUUUAAUAACUUUGAACAUCAAUCAUAGCUAUCACUGAGCCUCCUUUUAAAUUCACUUUCUAGACUUAUAUGCACAUAAACUAAUCCGCGGCAAUUAUCACUUAAAAUUUUUGUUUUUUCCUGAAGAAAAAAAGACAGAUUGUCUCACUGCGGCUUGAAGAGAGGUGUGCCGACACAUGAGAAUGGCUCCCCAUCUGCUCUUUGUCAAAAAAAAAACAACAACAACAUGUCUUACUGUUUCCAUCUAUCACAUUUCUGAGGCAAGUUAACAACCGAGAUGAACCUGAGAAGGCACACGCGUUGCAAAGCGACCGGUGGAAACUCUGCCUUGUUGUGAAUGUAUGAACAUCACUCGACCACACAUGCUCGCUACGUGCCAUCUGUUUUUUACAGUGCCACCACAGACUGCUGCAGAGACACUCUUUAAUACUUCCCUUCUUGUACUCAUCUGACCGAGUUUUUUUUGGAGCAAACUCUUGACGCAUCAUUUGAGACUUUUUUCUAUUUUUGCAUUUGGUUGCUGACUAACCUGGAGGGGACAGUGAGUGACAUCUGCAGGACGAGCAUGCACAUACUGUAUGAGCAGAUACAGCUGACGUCCACUUCACUGCCUUUUCUUUGUUUUGCAAUAGAAUACAUUAGCACUGUUUCCCAUUGUCAUGCUCUAUGACAAUAAAUUAUAAUAUUGUAUUCCUCUGGAAUUAUUGCUAGACAUAAAUGUAAACCUUUGUAAGGAAUGAUGAUUUUUUUACACUGAGAUGCAACAUAUGAUUAUCACAUUUGAGGAAGAAGUAUUUAGAGCGUGAAUAAAUGACGGGUUUAUUAUUAGAUCUACUGUUGGGUGUCUUCAAGUGUAAUCACAUGUACUAUAUAAAAGAUUUCUUUUCAAUAUA
This is a messenger RNA of Sebastes umbrosus (honeycomb rockfish), 4268 nucleotides long. RefSeq names its product solute carrier family 35 member F3b (gene slc35f3b). Gene Ontology annotation, molecular function: transmembrane transporter activity. Gene Ontology annotation, biological process: transmembrane transport. The record is from RefSeq and is a predicted model, not a curated record. Gene Ontology annotation, cellular component: membrane. Bases 1 to 1527 code for a protein of 508 amino acids. The transcript has 8 exons. Lineage: Eukaryota; Metazoa; Chordata; Actinopteri; Perciformes; Sebastidae.